Messenger RNA from Manis pentadactyla (Chinese pangolin), 3516 nucleotides. It is a transcript of the gene TLCD3A, whose product is annotated as TLC domain containing 3A. Gene Ontology annotation, cellular component: membrane; endoplasmic reticulum. The coding region runs from base 1466 to 2242 and encodes 258 amino acids. The transcript has 6 exons. The record is from RefSeq and is a predicted model, not a curated record. NCBI's taxonomy places the organism in Eukaryota, Metazoa, Chordata, Mammalia, Pholidota, Manidae. Gene Ontology annotation, biological process: lipid homeostasis.
GCGAGUCGAUCCUCCAGCGGCCACCCAAGCCCCAGAACCGCAACCCUCCCGCGGCGGCGCUCAGGCGAUCGCCGGCUCUGACAGCCAGCCCGGCACUUCCGGGAAGCCCGGCGCUUCCGGGAUCCGGGGCAGUCUGGGAUAGCGGAGGACUGACCUCUGAUCGCCCGGAGGAGACGGUAGGGGCAGUCCCGGGAGACUCCCCAUACCGCCCUGUAGUCCAGCGGCCCCUCCCUGCCCUCACCUCACCGAAGGCGGCGUCCCCUCACUGAGGGGCCUGGUGUUGGGGAGGACCUGGCCGUCCCGGCAGGAUCCCCCUGCGGCGGGGUGGGGGAAGCCCCAGCAGCGUCGCGACCCACCGGGAGCAACCCUCACUGGCCGCGAAGCUGGCGACUCUCCGGCACCAGGGCCCCCUUGGUCAGUGACAGUAGGUGACCACCUGCCAUCGGGGGAGAAAUGACCCCAGCUGUUUAGGGCACCUGGCCAGAGAACUUUCAAAUAAGAACUUGCAGUCCUCAACAACAAAACGCUCCAAGACUGAGCGGUGUCUUGACCCAAAGGCAAGAGGCAGAACUGCAGUACGGCAGCAAAUCUACCUGGAUAUGUAGACUGAGGAGAACUGCUGGAUUCUGCAGCAGCAUUUAGUAAUACUCGGAGCGACCCCCCUCCGGAGAAAUUACAGCAGUUGGCAGAGCGUGGAAAAGCCAUCUCUGGCCCGCAGAAACCAUUUCCUGGACUCUAUGUAGAAGCAAAAGUGCUAGGUCGGUAAGCCAGGCGGGCAGAUGGCCCCAAGCCCACGGGCCGUCUCCUUCCUGCCCCCAGAGAUGCCUUCCACACCGUUCGCACCGGGCAAUGCCCCUGCCCUGUUUGGGGGGGGGCGGCUCUCGGCCGAGUGCCUUCUCCUACCUGGCUCUCUCGGGGGCCCGGCUCCUUCUCCCGGGGCUGGGGAGGAGAGGAGGGCUGUGGCAGGUGCGGGGCAUUUCUUUUGCAGGGCCGGUGCCGAGGGGAGGGGCGGGGUAGCGUCCGCGGUGACGGAACAGAGGCCGCGGGAGCCUCGGCCCUUCCCGCCACUGCCCGGCCCGGCGGCCGCUGGCGCGCAGCUGGUCGGGGCGCAGGUUCCGCGCACCACAGUUCGCCGCCGCCGCCCACUCGCGCGCCGGCAGGGGAACCGGGGAAGCCUCGCGGCCCCGGGACUGUGGCGACGAGACCCCGCCCCGCGCGGCCGGCUCGCGCCUAUCGCGGCCGCUGUCUUGGUCACGCGGAGAGUGGGGCUGCGGGCUCGGGGCCAGCGCCCGGCGGCUGCCGGAGUCGCGGCGGGACGGGGACGGAGACGGGGCCGGGGCGGGGGUGGAGGGUGGAGGGUAGAAAUAGGGGCGAGCGGGCGGCCCGCGGCCAGUCUUGGAGCCGCGCAGAGCCGACCUGAGCCAGGCCGAGGGCGCCGAGCGAGGCGGCCGACCGCUGAGCACCCAUGCUGCUGACGCUGGCCUGGGGCUCACUCUUCUUCCCUGGGCUCUUCGCGCUCUGCACCUGGGGGCUGCGCCGUGCGCGGCCCGAAUGGACCGACACCGACCGCGUGACGAUCAGCACCAGGCUGGUUUCUUCAGUGCAGGCUGUGUUGGCCACCGGGUCAGGGAUCGUCAUCAUCCGCUCCUGUAAAGACGUGAUCACCGACAGGCACUGGCUUGCCCGAGAAUAUGUCUGGCUUUUGAUUCCAUACAUGAUCUAUGACUCCUAUGCCAUGUACCUCUGUGAAUGGUACCGAACCCAAGAUCAGAACCACAGACACUCCCUCACCAUUUUUCAAAACUUCCUGAGAAAAAAUCGCCUCAUGAUCACACACCACGCAGUCAUUCUGUUUGUCCUUGUGCCAGUUGCACAGAGGCUUAGGGAAGACCUUGGGGACUUUUUCGUCGGCUGCAUCUUCACGGCGGAACUGAGCACUCCAUUUGUGUCACUGGGCAGAGUUCUGAUUCAGCUAAGACAGCAGCACACCCUUUUGUACAAGGUGAACGGAAUCCUCACGCUGACCACCUUCUUUGCCUGUCGGAUCCUUCUUUUCCCCUUCAUGUACUGGUCCUAUGGCCAACAGCAGGGACUACACCUGCUCCGAGUGCCAUUCAAUAUCCCUUUCUACUGCAACGUGGCCAAUGCCUUCCUCAUCGCUCCCCAGAUCUACUGGUUCUCUCUGCUGUGCAAGAAGGCAGCCCGGCUCUUUGACACUCCCCGAGCCAAAAAGGAUGGUUAAGGGCUCCCAGGAGGCAGGCGGUGUGGGUGCCUCCUCCACUCAGUAUUCUGUGGACCAAAUUAUGUCCUGGGUGGCUUCAGCCUAUUGGGUAUUGAUAAGCAGAUAGAUGAGUUUGAGUUUUUCUAAAGAAUAUUCAUAUUACCUCCCUCUUCUAACCUACCCCUUUUGCAGAAGCACUUUUUUCUUAGUAACAACUAUUGGAUCCUGUCAGACCUCCAUUGGCAAAAAGGUAGUUUCAAUGCAAGCCCAAGGAUCUUUCCUGAGGUCUUAUCUGAAGGGCUCUGGGAGGUAGAGGUAUGAGGUGUGGAGGUAGGUGGACCAGAUGGUGUCUGGGCCCCCAUCUUCCCAGCCACUCAGGGCAGUAUCCACACAUACUAGGCCAGUAGAAGCAAGUGGUAACUUGUUUCUUGAAAUAAUUUCUUGUGAUGGUGGCCCAGGAGAAUUGCUGUGGGUUGGUAGUUUUGUUGUUUACUAGAUCAGCCAUUGGUCCUUUGCCUCAUCCUUUCAGCCAUGUGCCAACAUUGAAUUCUCAUGUCUACUGACUUCCAAUCAGAAGUCUCAUGGGCGCAGGGGGUGGCAGGAGGCAGGGAUGGGAACCUGAAGCACUUGAGUAGGGAAGGAGGCCAGUAGGCUAGCACCUUUGCAGGCUGACAUGGUAAGACCAGUGUCAAACUUGUGAGCUGGUUGUAAACAAGCUAUUCCCUUUGAAGCAUGUCCCCUCAAGCCUAGCUGCCCCCAUACCCACGCACACGGGAUGCUCUUGUUAAAAACCACAGGGCCAAGUGAAAAAAUGAUGGCUACCAUGCUAUUUACUGGAUAACCCUGUUUGACACUGUCCUUUUCAUGUGAAGUGGAAAUGGACUUCUGUAUUCCACACCGUGAAAAUGUCUCAUCUAGACUGCCUCCUGAUAAGCCAGAGCUUGUGUUCCAAAGCCUGCUCCUAUGUGAGUGUACUGUCAUUUAGCCACAGAAGGCUGGAGAGCGAAAGUGCAAGACAGCCCUGGCCAAACUAUGUCCUGUGGACUGAGUCCUUUAUCUACCACUUGCAAAUAUGAUCCUCUGGUGCCAACACUAAUUGUUUCUUACCAACUAAGAUGGGUUUUAGAAACUGCUACCAUGAAUUUUUUUUCACAUGGUAGAGAAAAACUGGUUUUUGAAAGUGCCUUUUAAUUCAUUGUCCAUGAACUUAUGAAGUAUUGAGUAUGUGUCUCAAAUUUGACUAUUUCAGUCUUUAAUGGGUGCCGUUUAAAAACCAUAAAAUGCUGUUAAUUUUU